AUGCUUAAAGGUUCCAUUUUCGACAUUUUUGAAAUUGGUAUUCUUGAUUAUGUUACUAUUGUGAGAACUAAAUUCAGUAACUUUAAGAAUAAAGAUAAGUGUGAGGCAGAUAAGAAACAAUUGCAUAAUGAGAAUGAAAACAUUGCUAACAUAGUUAGAUCAUGUAGAGAUGUUAUUUAUGUAGACAAUCCUCCGACUAAUAUUCAAAUUAUCGAUGAAGAAGAUGAAGAAACAGUUAUAACCAAUAAAAAAAUAAGAGACAGGUCAAGAAAAAUAAUUUUAGACUAUUUAGACAAAGCAUGUCAGGUGGAUUACUUCAGAUUAAAAACGUGGGAUCAGAUACGUAAACCGAUUGCCGAAUAUUUAGAAAGUAAUUGUGAAGAUGUACCACCAGAGUUAGAAAAGAAUAAAGAAGUUGAGACACUUAUUAAAAUAACCGAAUCAUUUUGUACAAUUACUUAA
Molecule: messenger RNA, 462 nt
Organism: Rhizophagus irregularis DAOM 181602=DAOM 197198
Lineage: Eukaryota; Fungi; Glomeromycota; Glomeromycetes; Glomerales; Glomeraceae
Source: RefSeq, a predicted model, not a curated record